AUGGAGACACCUACUCGGAGACAGCCAAAUAGGACAGGACAGCAGCUUCCAACGAAUCGCCAAAACCUGCCACCGGUGGCCUUCGCUUUCGGAAAAUGUCUCAAGAACCACGCAGCCAGCACAGGUGGCUAUGCUUUGGAUGGUUGCGGGGAGUUUAUGGCAACACCCAACUCUACUCCGACUGACCUCACCGCCCUAAAAUGCCAUGCCUGUGGCUGCCACCGCAACUUCCACCACCGUGAAGUUAACCAACUCCAAUCACGCAUGGAACGCAUCAUCGAGUGCCCAUACCAACCCCAACAGUACCAUCUCCACCCUCCAACACCACCACCACCUUCCCGCCUCGUCGCUAUUGCAAAUAACACUCGCGGCACUCUGGAUUCCCUAUCACCGCCACCAAUUCCAUCAUCCUACUGUCCAGCACCACCCCACAUGUUCUUUGCCUUCAACCCAGGCUUCUCAGCACCACAACCGGUGGACAAAAACCGCCCGUCGAUCAUCACGACUGGAUCAAACCGCCGCCGCAAAAAACGAUUUAGAUCAAAGUUCUCAGAAGAGCAAAAGGCAAAGAUGCAAGAAUUCGCAGAAAGAAUCGGAUGGAAGAUGCUGAAGAGUGAGGAAGAGACGAUUGUGGGAUUCUGCAACCAAAUUGGAGUCGAUAAAGGCGUUUUCAAGGUGUGGAUGCACAACCACAAAAACAUCAUUGUUAGAGACAACCACCACCAGAACCGCCGUGACGACGGCGCUAAUGGAUCAUCUUCGUCUUCCUAG
This is a messenger RNA of Cynara cardunculus var. scolymus (artichoke), 771 nucleotides long. RefSeq names its product zinc-finger homeodomain protein 10-like. Gene Ontology annotation, biological process: regulation of developmental process; regulation of DNA-templated transcription. The record is from RefSeq and is a predicted model, not a curated record. Gene Ontology annotation, cellular component: nucleus. Gene Ontology annotation, molecular function: transcription cis-regulatory region binding; DNA-binding transcription factor activity. NCBI's taxonomy places the organism in Eukaryota, Viridiplantae, Streptophyta, Magnoliopsida, Asterales, Asteraceae. The coding region runs from base 1 to 771 and encodes 256 amino acids. The transcript has a single exon.